CACCCGGCUCCUUCGCCCUCUUGCACCUCCAUGUUCAGUGUAGCAACAUUAGCACCUAGCUGGUCAAAGAGCGAAUCCACCCUUGUUAGAUUAUAUUCAUAUGUGAAGUCACACGUGAAAUAUUUUGUUAUUUGUUUUCAACGGUUUUAUUAAAGUAUUAUUUCAUAACCGCUGUUCGCUUGUUGUAUUCUCGGCUUUUCAUAUCUUUUAUGUUUUACCUUUUCGUGUUUUGCGGGCUCGAGCUGAACGUUAGCUAACAGCUGAUACGAGGCGAAACGGGAACAGUCAUUCAAUAACAUUAGCUGCUCACCUGUUGACGGUAUGCAGUGAUACUUUUCAGUUGAGUGUGCAUGUGGCAAAUUUGAAAAAGAUUUAACAAACAAACAAACACUUAAACUCGCUGCCGUGCCAUCAGUCGGAUCACCCUAGGCCCCAGGGAUGGCUGCUCCUGGGGCAGCAGCCGGGUCAAGUACCUCUAGGAAGACGGGUGUCUACGGUGAUAUGUAUCGAAACAAGGAGUCCACAGUUCCUGCAGCUGAGCCCUGGGACUUGUAUUUCUACUGGCAGUGGUUUGUUCCAUUGAGUUAGACAGGAUGACAGCAUUUAAUCAGGUCACGAAAGAUACUCAAAGUGUGCCCCCUCCUGAGACCUCAGCACAAGAGGAGGCCCAAUCAACAGACGUGAAAAUGCAGACAGGAGGAAGUUCACUGAGGAGACUGUCAUUGUAUAUUGGAAAUUUCCCCUGGUGGACAUCUGACCAGGACAUCAUAAACAUGGCCCAAAAUUUGGGUGUGAGUGACAUCAAAGACAUCAAAUUUGCUGAGAACAGAAUUAAUGGCCAGUCAAGAGGAUAUGCUGAAUUGGUGGUGACAUCAGAGGAGUCAUUCAAAAUAUUGUUGGAAAGCAUUCCUAAAUGUAAACUGAAUGGGGCAAGGCUCGAAUGUCGCCUCGCCACUAGACAGAACCUCAAUUUGUUUGAGGACAUAGCGAAUAAACGUAUACCCAUUCGUCUGAAUUCCAAAGAUCCCAAGGACUCUGAUUCUUCAGAAAAUAUUCCCUCAUUAUUGUCACAGGAGCCCAUCCAUCCCCCUCUACCUCCACUUUUUCCACCACAUUCACUUGCUAACCAGUUUCCCCCUUUACCCAGCCCUUUCCUCUGUCAUCCACCUCCUCCCUUCCCACAUAUGCCUCCAAACAUGCCACCACCCAUGCCACCGCCUUUAUUCCCUCCUCCUCAUCCCGUACAUGUUCAUAGCCAUCCAUCUCCUAGUCUACAUAUAAAUCCAGCAUUCUUCACCUCGGGACAAGACGGGCACAGUAGCAAAGCUUACAGCCAACAAAAACACACACCUCAGAGUACAGAUGGAGAUUUUGAAGAGCUAAUGAACAGAAACCGAGCUGUUUCCAGCAGUGCCAUCUCCAAGGCUGUGUCUGGAGCAGCAGCUGGAGACUUGCGGGUGGCUAUGGAGACUCUGUUAACUGCCAUUGCCAUCAUUAAGCAGUCCAGAGUGUAUGCAGAUGAUCGCUGUCAAGCCCUGGUCACCUCACUCAAAGAUUGUCUUGUCUCUAUCCAGGGCAACUAUGGCUACAGGGGCAGGAGUCGUUCCGGGGACAAAGAAAGAGACCGCGACAGGGGUCGUGGCAGGGAGCGAGAGCGUGAUCGAGAACGUGAUCGAGAACGGGACCAAGACGAUUCCUCUGGCUGGGAGGGUGCAGGAAUGUCCCGAAGACACAGAGAACGUUCCUGGAGUGGAGGAAGGGACAAGGAGCGAACGCGGGAACAGGAACGGGAAAGGCACAGAGACCACAGAGACCACAGAGAUCACAGAGACCGAUACCGCUGACUUGACAGGUCAAGUCUCAGUGUGAAACAGAGAAAAGACAGGACUUUUUGUUACUACAUCAAGCUGUAUUAUAAUCUGGAGGACUCCCAAGGUGAGACUGAAGAUGCAUCUCCAAGAAAUGAUGUACUUUGUGUUCUUCAGUCAUCUGUACACACUAGGACUUUUUCCAGUUUUAAGAAAAAAUUUUGGUAGGUUUAGGGUUAAGUAGAUUUGUUGCUGGGACAUCAGUCCAACGCUUGCAUGCACAGGAACACCCCUUAAUAAUUUAUGUUAUACUGAUAAUGUUUUCAUCAGUUUCUUUUGUAUGAAAUCUACAAAUUAAAGAACAUUCCCUGAAAAUCUAA
This is a messenger RNA of Scophthalmus maximus (turbot), 2188 nucleotides long. RefSeq names its product cleavage and polyadenylation specificity factor subunit 7-like. Gene Ontology annotation, biological process: mRNA alternative polyadenylation. Gene Ontology annotation, molecular function: mRNA binding. The record is from RefSeq and is a predicted model, not a curated record. Lineage: Eukaryota; Metazoa; Chordata; Actinopteri; Pleuronectiformes; Scophthalmidae. Gene Ontology annotation, cellular component: mRNA cleavage and polyadenylation specificity factor complex. Bases 594 to 1844 code for a protein of 416 amino acids. The transcript has 10 exons.